Molecule: messenger RNA, 2961 nt
Organism: Pyricularia pennisetigena
Lineage: Eukaryota; Fungi; Ascomycota; Sordariomycetes; Magnaporthales; Pyriculariaceae
Exons: 5
Coding region: 1-2961 (986 amino acids)
Molecular function (GO): metal ion binding
Source: RefSeq, a predicted model, not a curated record
AUGAAGUUCGGACAAGAAUUCAAAGAGGUUCUAUUGCGGGAAGGAUACCCUCCCAAAUGGGUCGACUCAGCAAUACCUUAUGGGCAACUGAAAAAGUGCCUCAAAAAAGUCAGACGGGAGCUGCACGAGCUGGGGCUCGAUCCAGAAAUCCUGCGCCAGCUCUUGGCAGCCCAUGCUACUUCCAACGGUGACCCGGUGCCACUGGCCAGCUAUGAGCUUAAUGGCUCGACCGUCUUGAGGCCUCGCCUGACCGUCUUUGUCCAUCUAGAGGAUGGUGAGGCCGUCGAUGCCACCCUGACUCCGGCAUCAAGGGAGUUUCUGGAGAAGCUCUCGUCGGGAAGAGUACCCACCUCGCCCGACCUAGAGUCGCCUGGGUCUAGCGUCGCCAGCCCACGGGGGUCGAGUCCAACCCGAUCAAACUCGAUAGAUUCAUCAGAGUCGUCGGAGAGUGAUCAGACCUCUGCCUCGAGCACCGACAAGGCCCCAUUCAUACAGCGCGUCGAGAUACCCCUGACUUUUGACGGCGAGUUCUUCGACCUCCUCCAAGCUGAUGUGUCCAACCUCGACGCUCUUCAGGAUGAGGAAGAGGCGGCCAUGUCAAAAGAAAUCGUCCACCUCGGCGAGGACAUGACGCACCUGACCAAGCCGCACAAGUUCCACAAGUCGGACCUCUCUCGGUGGCGCGAAGUCUUUGAGCUCUACCUCGAUGCGCAGGUCUUCUUUUCGACGCAUGAGCGCGACCACGGGCCCAGGACCAGCGCAAAGGCACUCGAGCAGCUCGUGUGGUUCCAAGCCAGGGUUCAAGAUCGUGGCCUCGUCCAGCAGUUCAAGCUGCCGGCCAGUCGGGAGGCUUAUGUCAGGUUCUUGGAUCUCAACUCGAGGUUUUUGCAGAAUCUCAAGUUCCAAGAGAUCAACAAAACAGCCGUAACAAAGAUCCUAAAAAAAUUCGACAAGCAGACCUCCCUCGGCGCGUCGCAGACCUUCCCCCGCGCCGUGCAGUCGAAGCGGUUCCUAUCCGAGAACGUGGCCAAGGACCUCUGCGCACAGGUGUCGAGCCAGGUGGUGUCGACGGUCCCGCGCGUUGAGGACUACUCAUGCCCGAUUUGCAUGAGCAUCGCCUGGCUGCCCGUGCGCCUGGCAUGCCGCCACGUUUUUUGCGUCCGCUGCGUCGUCAAGAUGCAGCGCGACGGCAAGCGUCAGUGUCCCAUGUGCCGCCAAAACGUCGUCAUGCAGGCCGACCUUCGCAACCUAGACCACGACCUCGCCCGCUUCAUGGGCCUCUACUUCAAAAAGGAGACCAAGGAGAAGCAGGCUGCCAACGAUCUGGAGCGCGGCAUUGAGAUGUUUGGCGACGACUACAAGCCGUCUAGCUGUGUCGUCAUUAGCACAAGAUUCGCCUUUCCCAGCAGCGGCUACGGCUUGCUCGGCGGCCUGGAGCGCGCUCUUGAACGUGUCGACGAGCUCCUCGGUCUCGCCCAGGCCGAUGCUGAUCCUCAGCAGGUUCGGGUCGACGCCGAGGCUGGCAGCCCAGUCCAGCUCGUUGUAGUGGGCGAGGAGGACGUAGGGCGAGACGAGGGUGAAGUUUGUGCCGAGGCUGGGGCCCUUUGCCGUCUUGAUGGCGUCGUAGAAGGCGACGGCGGCCUCCUUGUCGCGGAAGACGACCGAGAGCAGGCCGCCGUAGCCGCCCGACGGCAGGCGGCAGCGCUCGUAGUUGGCCCGGUCUGGGUUGACGCGCGGGUAGUGCACGCGGCGGACGAGCGGAUGGCCGAGGAGCAGGUCGCAGACGGCCUCGGCGUUGACGUUGAUGCGCACGACGCGCGACGCAAAGUCGCGGCUGUUGCGCUCCAUGAAGAGCACGUCCUCGGCCCAGUACGUGUCCUCGUAGCCGCCCGCCGCCGCCGCCGCCUUGAGGGCACCGUAGUACCGCCCGUUCGGGUUCAGGAUGCUGCUGCCGCCCAUGACGUUGCAGUCGCCCGAGAAGAUCUUGGUCAGGCUGCUGACCACGAUGUCGGCGUACUGCAGCACGUUGAUGUUGGAAAAAGUCCCGAUGGUCUCGUCGACGACGACGGCGAAGUCGUGCUUGUCGGCCAUUUCACGAAUCCGGGCCAGGUUGGGGCACGUGAGCAGCGGGUUGCCCGGGAACUCGCAAAAGAGGGCCAGGUACCGCUCACCGGCCUCGAGGCGGCGUUCCAGGUCGUCCAGGUCGGCCUCGGAGGCGUGGCCGUAGAAGACGCAGCCGGGGCCGAACUUUUGGAGGAUCUUGAGCGUAUCAACAUAGGGAAAGCCAAAGUUGAUGCUCUUGAGAUGACGGUCGCGCGCCGACAUGAGGAGCCGGUGGGCGUGGAAGAUGGCGUUCAUGCCGCAGGGGUAGAUGAGAACGUCGUCCUCCUCGAGGUUGUUGACGCCGCGAGAGUUGGACUCCAUGGCCGGGAACGCGUGGCUACUCGAGAUGUCAUGGUCCGCCGACAGGGCGCCAGCAAUGCGCCUCUUGAUGGCCGAUCGCGCGCGGGGGAGGAGGGAGAUGUCGAGGUUCCGGCCGAAACGCUCCUCGAGGAACCGCUCAACUUGGCUGCCUUGGGAGGCGUGGAGGCGCCAUUGGUCCCGCUGGAUGCAGGCGUGUCGUUGGCUGGGGUCUCCCGGCGGUACCGUCUCGGCCCCUUGGCAGACUUGAAGACUGGCGGCUGGGGAGAAAGGGGCGACGACCCUUCUGGGACCAGCAGUUUGGCCGAGAAUAGGUUCUGGCAGAACUCGGCCCUCCUGCUCGAGACUCCGUCGCCAGAGUGCUGCCAGUACUCCUUGGCGACCGGGAAUGCCUCAGGGGACAGCAGCACGGCCGAGACGGCGGGCGAGAUGGGCCUGAGCUGGUCGGCAACAGCCUUGGGGGCGUCAGGGGCCAGGGUCAGGUGUACGGCGUCGAGCCCAGCCAGUGUCGCCUGUGGGGAGGCACGUUCCUUGACGUAA